AUGGCGGCACCAAGGGAACGCCCGACCAAGGCGUCAGAAACCAGAGAACAUCAGAUCAAGGCGUCAGACGCCAGAGAACAUCAGAGCAAGGCGUCAGACGCCAGAGAACAUCAGAGCAAGUCGUCAGACGCCAGAGAACAUCAGAUCAAGGCGUCAGACGCCAGAGAACAUCAGAUCAAGGCGUCAGACGCCAGAGAACAUCAGAUCAAGGCGUCAGACGCCAGAGAACAUCAGAUCAAGGCGUCAGACGCCAGAGAACAUCAGAGCAAGGCGUCAGACGCCAGAGAACAUCAGAGCAAGGCGUCAGAUGCCAGAGAACAUCAGAGCAAGGCGUCAGACGCCAGAGAACAUCAGAUCAAGGCGUCAGACGCCAGAGAACAUCAGAUCAAGGCGUCAGACGCCAGAGAACAUCAGAUCAAGGCGUCAGACGCCAGAGAACAUCAGAUCAAGGCGUCAGACGCCAGAGAACAUCAGAUCAAGGCGUCAGACGGAAGAGAACAUCGGAGCAAGGCGUCAGACGCAAGAGAACAUCAGAUCAAGGCGUCAGACGCCAGAGAACAUCAGAUCAAGGCGUCAGACGCCAGAGAACAUCAGAUCAAGGCGUCAGACGUAAGAGAACAUCGGAGCAAGGCGUCAGACGCCAGAGAACAUCAGAUCAAGGCGUCAGUCGUAAGAGAACAUCGGAGCAAGGCGUCAGACGCCAGAGAACAUCAGAUCAAGGCGUCAGACGUAAGAGAACAUCGGAGCAAGGCGUCAGACGCAAGAGAACAUCAGAUCAAGGCGUCAGACGUAAGAGAACAUCGGAGCAAGGCGUCAGACGCCAGAGAACAUCAGAUCAAGGCGUCAGACGUAAGAGAACAUCGGAGCAAGGCGUCAGAAGCCAGAGUACAUCAGAUCAAGGCGUCAGAAGCCAGAGAACAUCAGAUCAAGGCGUCAGACGCCAGAGAACAUCAGAGCAAGGCGUCAGAAGCCAGAGAACAUCAGAUCAAGGCGUCAGACGCAUCAGAAGGCGUCAGACAUCAGAUCAAGGCGUCAGACGCCAGAGAACAUCAGAUCAAGGCGUCAGACGCCAGAGAACAUCAGAUCAAGGCGUCAGACGCCAGAGAACAUCAGAUCAAGGCGUCAGACGCCAGAGAACAUCAGAUCAAGGCGUCAGACGCCAGACAACAUCAGAUCAAGGCGUCAGAAGCCAGAGAACAUCAGAGCAAGGCGUCAGACGCCAGAGAACAUCAGAGCAAGGCGUCAGAUGCCAGAGAACAUCACAGCAAGGCGUCAGAAGCCAGAGAACAUCAGAUCAAGGCGUCAGACGCCAGAGAACAUCAGAGCAAGGCGUCAGACGCCAGAGAACAUCAGAUCAAGGCGUCAGACGCCAGAGAACAUCAGAUCAAGGCGUCAGACGCCAGAGAACAUCAGAUCAAGGCGUCAGACGCCAGAGAACAUCAGAUCAAGGCGUCAGACGCCAGAGAACAUCAGAUCAAGGCGUCAGACGCCAGAGAACAUCAGAUCAAGGCGUCAGACGCCAGAGAACAUCAGAUCAAGGCGUCAGACGCCAGAGAACAUCAGAUCAAGGCGUCAGACGCCAGAGAACAUCAGAUCAAGGCGUCAGACGCCAGAGUACAUCAGAUCAAGGCGUCAGACGCCAGAGAACAUCAGAUCAAGGCGUCAGACGCCAGAGAACAUCAGAUCAAGGCGUCAGACGCCAGAGAACAUCAGAGCAAGGCGUCAGAAGCCAGAGAACAUCAGAUCAAGGCGUCUGACGCCAGACAACAUCAGAUCAAGGCGUCAGACGCCAGAGAACAUCAGAGCAAGGCGUCAGACGCCAGACAACAUCAGAGCAAGGCGUCAGAUGCCAGAGAACAUCACAGCAAGGCGUCAGACGCCAGAGAACAUCAGAUCAAGGCGUCAGACGCCAGAGAACAUCAGAUCAAGGCGUCAGACGCCAGAGGACAUCAGAUCAAGGCGUCAGACGCCAGAGAACAUCAGAUCAAGGCGUCAGACGCCAGAGAACAUCAGAUCAAGGCGUCAGACGCCAGAGAACAUCAGAGCAAGGCGUCAGACGCCAGAGAACAUCAGAUCAAGGCGUCAGACGCCAGAGAACAUCAGAUCAAGGCGUCAGACGCCAGAGAACGUCAGAUCAAGGCGUCAGACGCCAGAGGACAUCAGAUCAAGGCGUCAGACGCCAGAGAACAUCAGAUCAAGGCGUCAGACGCCAGAGAACAUCAGAUCCAGAGACGCCAGAGGACAUCAGAUCAAGGCGUCAGACGCCAGAGAACAUCAGAUCAAGGCGUCAGACGCCAGAGAACAUCAGAUCAAGGCGUCAGACGCCAGAGAACAUCAGAUCAAGGCGUCAGACGCCAGACAACAUCAGAUCAAGGCGUCAGACGCCAGACAACAUCAGAUCAAGGCGUCAGACGCCAGACAACAUCAGAUCAAGGCGUCAGACGCCAGACAACAUCGGAGCAAGGCGAUCACCAGUCGUGCACUGAACAUUUCCAAGAUCACCAGUCGUACACUGAACAUUUCCAAGAUCACCAGUCGUGCACUGAACAUUUCCAAGAUCACCAGUCGUGCACUGAACAUUUCCAAGAUCACCAGUCGUACACUGAACAUUUCCAAGAUCACCAGUCGUGCACUGAACAUUUCCAGGAUCACCAGUCGUACACUGAACAUUUCCAAGAUCACCAGUCGUGCACUGAACAUUUCCAAGAUCACCAGUCGUACACUGAACAUUUCCAAGAUCACCAGUCGUGCACUGAACAUUUCCAAGAUCACCAGUCGUACACUGAACAUUUCCAGGGUCACCAGUCGUACACUGAACAUUUCCAGGAUCAACAGUCGUGCACUGAACAUUUCCAGGAUCACCAGUCGUACACUGAACAUUUCCAAGAUCACCAGUCGUACACUGAACAUUUCCAAGAUCACCAGUCGUACACUGAACAUUUCCAGGGUCACCAGUCGUACACUGAACAUUUCCAGGGUCACCAGUCGUACACUGAACAUUUCCAGGAUCAACAGUCGUGCACUGAACAUUUCCAGGAUCACCAGUCGUACACUGAACAUUUCCAAGAUCACCAGUCGUACACUGAACAUUUCCAGGGUCACCAGUCGUACACUGAACAUUUCCAGGAUCAACAGUCGUGCACUGAACAUUUCCAGGAUCAACAGUCGUGCACUGAACAUUCCAGGAUCAACAGGAUCAACAAGGAACUGGGAUAUAAGGUCGAGGAAAAGGAAUCUUGCCCAUCCACAUGGACCAUCGAGGAUCGAACGCCGACCCUGGAAGAUACAAGGUCGCAGCUAUACCGUCGCUUAUCUAUGCUAGAGGACACUGGAGGUCUUCUAGCUUGUAACCUUCCCCGCUACCACAGGUUGGUGGCUUGCCUCACUCGUCAUGACGGCUACGGUCUGUUCCUCACUCGUCAUGACGGCUACGGUCUGUUCCUCACUCGUCAUGACGGCUACGGUCUGUUCCUCACUCGUCAUGACGGCUACGGUCUGUUCCUCCCUCGUCAUGACGGCUACAGUCUGUUCCUCACUCGUCAUGACGGCUACAGUCUGUUCCUCACUCGUCAUGACGGCUACGGUCUGUUCCUAACUCGUCAUGACGGCUACAGUCUGUUCCUCACUCGUCAUGACGGCUACGGUCUGUUCCUCACUCGUCAUGACGGCUACGGUCUGUUCCUCACUCGUCAUGACGGCUACAGUCUGUUCCUCACUCGUCAUGACGGCUACGGUCUGUUCCUCACUCGUCAUGACGGCUACAGUCUGUUCCUCACUCGUCAUGACGGCUACGGUCUGUUCCUAACUCGUCAUGACGGCUACAGUCUGUUCCUCACUCGUCAUGACGGCUACGGUCUGUUCCUCACUCGUCAUGACGGCUACAGUCUGUUCCUCACUCGUCAUGACGGCUACGGUCUGUUCCUCACUCGUCAUGACGGCUACAGUCUGUUCCUCACUCGUCAUGACGGCUACCGUCUGUUCCUAACUCGUCAUGACGGCUACGGUCUGUUCCUCACUCGUCAUGACGGCUACGGUCUGCUCCUAACUCGUCAUGACGGCUACCGUCUGUUCCUAACUCGUCAUGACGGCUACGGUCUGUUCCUCACUCGUCAUGACGGCUGCGGUCUGUUCCUCACUCGUCAUGACUGCUGCGGUCUGUUCUUCACUCGUCAUGACUGCUGCGGUCUGUUCCUCACUCGUCAUGACUGCUGCGGUCUGUUCUUCACUCGUCAUGACGGCUACGGUCUGUUCGAAUUUGUUUCUUUGUCAAUAAAUUACCUCAAGAACGUAUCGUUCGCUACGGGCGCUUCAGUUUUGUAG
Molecule: messenger RNA, 4320 nt
Organism: Procambarus clarkii (red swamp crayfish)
Lineage: Eukaryota; Metazoa; Arthropoda; Malacostraca; Decapoda; Cambaridae
Source: RefSeq, a predicted model, not a curated record